CUUUUAGGACGUCAGCGGUGCUGAGAGCAGAGAGAGAGAGAAGAAGGAGGAGGAGAGAGAAAGGAGCAGAGAAUGUCCAGAGCUGACUGGUCCUUCUUGGAACGCCUUUUGGAGGAGGGCCAAGACUAUUCCACACCUAUCGGCCGUGUCUGGCUCACCGUCCUCUUCCUGUUUCGGAUGCUGGUCCUCGGAACUGCUGCCGAGUCCGCGUGGGAUGACGAACAAGCCGACUUCGUCUGCAACACCCGGCAGCCGGGCUGCACCGCCGUGUGCUACGACAGAGCCUUCCCCUUAUCCCACUUCCGCUACUUCGUGCUGCAGGUCAUCUUCGUCUCCACGCCGACCAUCUUCUACUUCGGCUAUGUGGCCGUGAGGAUCGGGAAGAGCCACAAAAACAAAGAGGUUCAAGAUGAGAAGCAGGCGGGUACAAGUUUAACUGGGAAGACUCAAAACCGUGUGACUGAAGAUGAUUCAAAGGAGAAAGAGAAAGAAAAGAGUGGGAACAAGAUUACAUCUAAAACGCCUCAUGAGCCCAUGAAACUGAAAGGCAGACUACUGGGAUUAUACACACUCAGCAUCCUGUUUAAAGUUCUACUAGAAACUGGAUUUAUUGUUGGACUUUGGUUCCUGUAUGGCGGCUUCUUCAUCGCAGCCAAGUUUGAGUGCACAGCGAGCCCGUGUCCUCACACCGUGGACUGCUUCGUCUCUCGUCCCACAGAGAAGACCAUCUUCACCGUCUACACUCAGGUGAUCGCCGCCCUCUCUCUGCUCCUCAACCUCAUCGAACUCCUGCACCUAUUGGUGCGCGCCAUUUCCCUCCGGCUAGAGAAACAGGUUCAGGACAACCUGCCUCGGCUCGAGGAGGCCCGACGGGACAACCCAGAGCCGGAGGGAGGACAUAUCGGCGUCCCCGUGCAGGGUAGCACCACAUUAAAUACCAACCACCGCGGGAGCAACGCCGAUACUGCGGUAGAGGCAGCAGAAGUGACUCAGGGACCAGGAGCGACGAUUGGAGCUGACCUGCUUCCAAGUUACGUCAACUGUAUGAAGGCAAUGACAAAACCAUAUUCCAACAGGCACCAAGUUACCAAACACUCAAAACCAUCUGAGAGAAAUCCAAACCGUCCCAUUAAGGGACAACAUAAACAUUAUGUUUGAUGCUGUUCAUGCACACAAAGACUUUGUUUGCUGUUUUUUUUAUCUGUUCUGCACAUGACACUUAACUAACAGGAGCGCACUUAGAGCUCUGAUGGGAAGAACAACUGGUCCACUGUGAAGGCAAAGCCUCAGAGGCAAACAGACGUACAGAGUCUUACUCUCUAAAUGAUUCUAUUCAAAAUCAAACAUGUUGAGUAGCCUUCACUGAACGGCACAGAGGGAAGUCAUAAGAUGUCUUCCUGCUCCAGUUUAAUCGUCUUCAGCAAGAUGUGGAAGAAAAACUGAGAAAGGGGGAGGGGUGUUUGUGGAGGAGCCGCUGUUAGAGAGUCUAUGGAAGGAAAUUAAAGUUUAAGUAUUUCCCCCUGAGAUUUGCACUGUAACCCAAAGACUCCCCUUUUCCUCUGGUCCUGUUUUUAUUGUGGAAUGUUCUGAUCUCUGGAUCCUUCUCUGUUCCCAGAAGGAUAAUUACAGCGGAUGUAAGCACGCAUGUAUGCACACACACAAUGUGGGUUUUUUUUUUCCACUUUCAGAGCUGUGAGUUCUGGUCCCUCAAAUGUUGGGGACAUGGAUCCAGAGCUGUAUACUGAGCAGAGCGAUAGCUGUAAGUUAAAGACAGUGACUGCAAGAUUGGACUGAAAACGGUACAGAAAUGUACAACUUCACUGAAAAGAAGUGGAUAAUAUAUUGAAAAGAUAAUAUUUAAGAUCAUUUAUAAGUUAUUAGAAAAUACAAGUCCUGAUAUUUAUUAUACUGAUAAGAAAGUGUCUAAAGUAUCAAAAAAAAAAAAAAAACCCUGCAUCAUAUUUAUUUAUAUACAGACUUAAUUUUAUUAUG
This is a messenger RNA of Austrofundulus limnaeus, 1992 nucleotides long. RefSeq names its product gap junction protein alpha 4 (gene gja4). Lineage: Eukaryota; Metazoa; Chordata; Actinopteri; Cyprinodontiformes; Rivulidae. Bases 73 to 1158 code for a protein of 361 amino acids. The record is from RefSeq and is a predicted model, not a curated record. The transcript is spliced from 2 exons. Gene Ontology annotation, cellular component: connexin complex. Gene Ontology annotation, molecular function: gap junction channel activity. Gene Ontology annotation, biological process: cell-cell signaling.